This is a messenger RNA of Siniperca chuatsi (mandarin fish), 3427 nucleotides long. RefSeq names its product chromosomal protein D1-like. Gene Ontology annotation, biological process: regulation of DNA-templated transcription. Gene Ontology annotation, molecular function: DNA binding; transcription coregulator activity. The transcript has 2 exons. Gene Ontology annotation, cellular component: nucleus; chromatin. The coding region runs from base 267 to 1778 and encodes 503 amino acids. Lineage: Eukaryota; Metazoa; Chordata; Actinopteri; Centrarchiformes; Sinipercidae. The record is from RefSeq and is a predicted model, not a curated record.
AGUGACGGCCUGGGAGUCAGCGGGGAUGCUGAGGCGGAACUCAAACUCUGCGCUGCAGUUUCCUUCGGAGCCUCCUAAACAUCACGGACGACCGGAAGCGGUCGCAAAUUUAAACAGCCAUCACAGCAACAAUAAACGCGUACUUUCACUUUACGGGCUGUCUGAUGAAUCAAUCAUUUAUGGAAACUUAAGCUGAAAUCUUACAGAGGAUUUCUUUAAGGUGAGGUGCAAACCUAACAGAAGCAGUUCAAGCUGACGGCAACAGUAUGGAAGAAGAAACAAAGACGGCUGAGACAGAACAAAGAGAUGCUGCGAACAAUGAGGGAGAGCCCAGUGUAGACAUGCCCAACAACAGCCCAACUAAAAGAGGAAGGGGGAGGCCACAAGGUUCAAAGAAGUUGAAGGUUUGUGUUACAGACGUUAACCUAAUGGAGCUGGUUUCAGGCAUUUCCAACGGUGGGUCCACACAGCCUCCGAGGGGAAGAGGGCGUCCAAAACUCUCUGGCACGAAACACACAGAGCAGCAAGGAUCAGGAGACGACCAUGCUGAUGAUUCUGUGCAAACUCCUACGGAUCAAGGGAGGUCAAAAGGGUCCAAGAAAGAGGCCAGCGAUGAAGACAGUCCUAUGACAGACCAUUCUCCUAAGAAAAGGGGCAGGCCGAAAAAGUCUCUUAGCAAAAGCACCCUUGAGAAGGCCGAUGCUGAAGACUUACCGAAUGGUGCCUCUGAUACGCCAAAACCGGGAAGGGGCCGUCCCAAAGGAUCCACAAAGCGCAAGUCAGAAAGUUUAACAAGUGGUGAAGAGAAUGAAGGCAGUCCUGUAAUACCUAGGAAAAGAGGUCGACCAAAAGGCUCUCUCAAUAAUACACCCAGACUGGAGAGAGAGGUGAGCAGUGAGGGCGAGGCGGAAGCUGAUGGAAGCCUAAACUCGCUGAAAAGGGGGAGGGGUCGGCUCAGGAAAGUGGAGGUGAAUAACAUCGGCGAGUCGACGCAGGAAACGUCGAAUGGCAUCUCAAAGACGCCUCGGAGAGGGAGGGGAAGGCCAAGAAAAAGUAUUGAGCAGCAAAGCGGAGAUCAACAAGAACUGGUCACAGAUGGCUCCCAGCCAGCUAAGAGGGGAAGAGGCCGACCUAAAGGCUCUUUAAACAAGAAGGUGCACGGUAAGGUAGGCCGGCCUCGGAGAGUCCAUGUCCCGCCCACAAGAGGGAAGCGCGGCCGACCAAGAAAACAACCGGCCAAAAGGGGAAGGCCAAGGAAGUACCCUCUGCCGUCACCCGAGGAGCUGAAAAGGCCAAAAGUAUGGAAGCCGUUGGGAAGGCCGAGGAAAUACCCACGUGUUGAUUCUCCAGUGGGAGCUCCACCAGCCCCUCGCCGAAGCCGCGGUCGACCCCGCAAGUCAGAGUCCAAGAAAGGAGCUCACUUACGCAAGAGUUUGCCUAGCUCUCCAUCCUCACCACGCAACCCCAAUGACGGACCCCCGAGAAAAAGGGGCCGUCCCCCAAGUACUGCAAAAAGUGAAGAGGACGCCCCGCGGAAAAGGGGCCGCCCUAAAGGUUCAGUCAACAAAAACAAAGCCAGAAGUGAAACACAGCUCGACAGCGCACCCCCCAACCAUUCAAAGAGUGAUUCAUCUGCUGUUGGGGUGGAACCUGACGGAGAGCCGGUACAAGAGGAGGCGGAGCACAAAACAGAGACGAUGCCCAUCGAGCGCAGAAGCGAUACUGAAGAAACGCUCAUUGAUCAGAAUGCAAGCUUUGAAGUUAGUAACCAGGCUUGAUGAACGAUCCGUUUGCCGUUUAAAACAUUGAAUACAAUCUUGUCAAUGAAAACAUAUGUUUUUAACAUUUUGUCAGUCGGGUAGGCUAGAUAUUCAGCAGCGAUUCUGUUUUCCUGACUAACUUGUUCAUAUUGUUUUUAUUGUGCUUGAGUUUUUAAAAAUACAUUAUUUCUGUCAUCUGAGUAAGCAGUAGUACUGAUAAUCUUUUACUAGAACUGGCACGUAGAGUUUAUUAUAGACUGAUUGUUCCAGUUUUCAUUUAGCUUUCAGAUGUAGUGUUUGUCAGUUUAAGUGUAACUGUAAAACAUUUGCUGGAGAAUGACUUGGAUGGGGGGACAAAAACAAAGAACAGUGAGGUAAAAUUACUGUAUUUGUCAACAGAGUCUGGUGGCUUUGAGGAGAGUGAUGUAACUGUUUCUGGUUAAACAAAAAGGUCUAUCUCUGAAGGGUCUUUCCAUAAUGUUGUCAGACACUUAAUAAUAACAAUCUGAGCCUGUCUGUGGCAAAAACAAGCACUUUUAGUGGACGUACUUUGACGGUGCGCUAUCGCCUGGAAGGAUUACAUUGCAGCCCUGCCUCGUGGCUGCAGGCUGCAGCGCUCUCGCUCAGUACUGGACCACUUUGAAAAAUUGUUGUCCCCAUUAGUCACUUAGACACAAAAACAUGGGAAAAUAGGGUCCAGGAUGAAAAAUACUGAAGUUUCCCUUUAAAACAGUAAUACUGAAUAAACAACGAUAUUGAAACAAUGCAAUUUACUGGUAAGUCUCUGUUCCAAGGCUGGGUUUCUAGUAAUUUGUGUUAUUAAAGAUGUCGAAGUGGUUCUGAAUGAGGUUUUUGCUUCUGGAACAAAACCUGGAAGUUGCAGUUUCACUUUGGCUCUCUAUUGAGUAUCUGUGAGGAGAGUUUGCGGGCUUGCGAGACAAAAUAUGUCCAAAUGAUGUCAUCAUUUUCUCAAUGCCAUUUCACAGUUGAUCAUGUCUUCACAUUUGUUUUGCCUUAAUUGCCAAAGCUUUGAAUGUACCAUCAGUUACCGUUCCUUAGAUCAAUGAGUUGUCUUGCACAGAUCAGCCUCUCAACUUUUAUUUCAUGCAUUCCUCGACAGGACGAAAAGCUCUGUAUCAAACGCCUUCCCGCCGCUCACAGUCGCCCUGAAGAUUUCCUCCUCCACUUGUACCAUUCACUUUUUUAGUUUCAGCUGUUAUCGAGUUGCAGUUGUUAUUUCACUCUUUUCUCUAAAUGUUUACAUGUAGCUGUGAAGCCUUUUAUUUUUUUAUAACUGUCAUGAGAUUAAAUUCAAGUGAUUGGAUUGAUUUCCAAAACAUUCAUUUACUUGUUUUUUGAGCACCUUGUGUAAAAAUUGUGACUUGUACAUCAUUAUUACCGAUAUUAACACCUUUUAUGGUUGAGUCAAACAAUUGAAGUUUGAAUGCCAAAUUGUGCUUCUGUGUGUCGAGUUAUCAUAUGUAAAAAGAAUGCGAGAUGGAUGGAAAUGGAGGCUAAAGGUUUUAAAAAUCACAUUGAAACUCGAUCUGGCUCUGUGAAGUCAAAUCAUUUUAAGUGGACAUAUUAGGAUUUUGUGUGUUUUGAACAAGAAGUCAAUAAUUUGUGAGAUUAUUCUCUUGAAAUAAAAUGUUGAUCUUGCUGUUUUA